Perca flavescens (yellow perch) is the source of this 840-nucleotide messenger RNA. Its product is annotated as cysteine-rich and transmembrane domain-containing protein 1. NCBI's taxonomy places the organism in Eukaryota, Metazoa, Chordata, Actinopteri, Perciformes, Percidae. The record is from RefSeq and is a predicted model, not a curated record. Gene Ontology annotation, cellular component: extracellular exosome. The transcript is spliced from 3 exons. Bases 180 to 584 code for a protein of 134 amino acids.
CUAACGCGAUACGCACUGGGUUUCUAGCACGAGAGGGUCGCUCAUCAAUGCGGUAAAAAAAACACAACAAAUUGUAGUAAACUCUUAAGACAGGAAGAGUUUCUUUCUACACAUACAUUACUGCUUUUUUACAACAAACCGGGAUACAAUUUAUUCAAAGGUGAUUGUUCAACCCAAAGAUGAAUUUUGAACAGCCCCCUCCAUACCCAGGCAAUGGCCCCACUGCUCCAGGCUACCCAGCCCAGGGCCCACCUCCACAAGGCUUUCCACCUCAGGGUUAUCCGCAGGGAUACCCUGUGAACAUGGAGCAGCCUAAUCCAGUUUACCCUAACUACCCUGCUGGACCAAUGGGCCCUGGAGGUCCUUAUCCUGGCCCAGGACAGCCUCCUUAUGGGUACCCUGGACAACCACAACCACAGUUUGGCUGGCAGGGAGGACCCCCUCCUGGGCCUAUGUAUGGGGAAGCUCCCAAAAACACAGUGUACGUGGUGGAGGACAGGAGAAGAGACGACACAGGAGACACUUGCCUGACAGCCUGCUGGACAGCUCUGUGUUGCUGCUGUCUCUGGGACAUGCUGACAUAACUACUCUCCUACCGUUCACCCCCAUUACCCCUCUUGUCCCCCAUAUCUGUGCCUCAAGCCCCAUCACCCUUUCCUCCCCCCUCAUCUGCCUUAAACCUUGCGCUCCCUUAAAACCACCCCUCCAUUUCCUCUACAGUUCUUUUGCUCGUCUAUAAAUAAAAGCCUCGAUCCCAUGGAAGUCUCUGUCCGGAGCCACUUAACGCUACCUUGAUGUGAAGUCCUCAGCACUGACUGACUGACCCCGUACAGGGGGCUA